Molecule: messenger RNA, 1215 nt
Organism: Exophiala spinifera
Lineage: Eukaryota; Fungi; Ascomycota; Eurotiomycetes; Chaetothyriales; Herpotrichiellaceae
Exons: 2
Coding region: 1-1215 (404 amino acids)
Source: RefSeq, a predicted model, not a curated record
AUGCCGAAUACGAUGAACAUCCACAGCGAGAACGCAAAGGCGACCGACUUUUACUUUCAGUCUUUGUCAUUCCCACCCGUUUCGACAAUCGGCCAAUUACUAGGCAAGUCCAACUUCAAAACAUGGCGAUCAUCCAUCGAGCCUGUCCUCCUCAGAAAUCCUCACUCCUCCAAGGUCAUCCUGGGGGAGUGGUCUAAUCCUCGAGCCCUCGCAUCGGGUGCAGUGUCGGAACAGGAGCGAGACGAAUGGCACAUGGCCACCAUGGCGACAUGUCGUUUCAUCCGCGCCACGUUGGCUCUCAACGUGGCCCCCUUCGUCCGCCAGCACAACACCGCCAAAGCACUCUACUUGAACCUCAUCUGGCUGUACGGGCCCGAAGCGGGCAUCGACACGCAAGGCGGCCCAGCUAUUUCUCCCGGCGCCACUCUGAUGCAGCAGGAUCUUCGCAGGACUCGCGAGGGACUCUUGGCAGCCAUGGAAAGCAAGACACCCUUCGGCGAGAUCACUGUCCCUGCACGGGCGCUAUAUUCGCAUCCGCAUCCACCUGCCGCGCACGCUCAAUGUCUGACUGCCAACCUGGGUUCCGGCCUCAGUACAACUUCGCUUGUCUUGACGGCCGCUGCGACAACAACUCCAACCCUGUCAGAGAGUGCGACUCAUGUCUCCAGGUCAGACUCUCAAGUCCUCCCGGCACAAGUCAAACCAACCACAGCGGUUGCCCCGUCUGUACCAACCCCACCACCGCUGACCGUGGUCCACGUCUACGAACGCAUGAGAGUGUCGCCAGACCCAAGUCUCCAGACCAUUCACGAAGAGCCGCACCCAGGUACUAGAGUCAGCUUCUCUCGCGCGGUGGAUACUACCACAGACCACGAUGUCAGUCCGGUGAGUCCGUGCGGGACAAGUGACGAGGAUGGUGGAGGGAGAGGUGGUGGCGACGGCGACGACGACGACGACGAUGGCGAUUCUUUGAGUCCUCUUGAUGACACGGACGAAGAAGACAUGUCAGUUUCGCGACAGCCGCGGUCGAAGAAGAGUUACGGCGCAGAAGUAGGGAUUAGGGAAAGGUCGAGGUCACUCUUUGCUCGAAACACCCUCGUCGCUACUCCUUCUACGAACGAAUCCAGCAAGGCCCGCAGACUUUCCUUUUCGUUCCCACUACGCAAAUUGAACAAGAACAAGAAGACCAGAGGCGAGGAAAAGAAGAAGAGAUAG